Molecule: messenger RNA, 2996 nt
Organism: Conger conger (European conger)
Lineage: Eukaryota; Metazoa; Chordata; Actinopteri; Anguilliformes; Congridae
Product: collagen alpha-1(XXII) chain
Exons: 45
Coding region: 99-2996 (965 amino acids)
Cellular component (GO): collagen type IX trimer
Source: RefSeq, a predicted model, not a curated record
AGCGUGGACGGGAGGAAGCUAUGAAUGAAUAAGCACACGCGGGUUGUAUUCGUAAAGAAAGGUUUUCAAGAGGCCAUUUCACGUGCGCCAGAGAAGACAUGUGUCACCUGCUAAGAUGGACUAUUUUUCUCGGGAUUGUUAGCGCCAUUCCUUUUACUUUUGGAAUGGCGGUCAGCGAGAGAACAGAUGAUUCGUGCCCUACUUUAAGAAUAGAAGAGAGCCGGUUUGUCCAGCGUCUGAAGUCUCACGAAAUCACAGGAUUUGAUCUGACAGAGAAGUUCCUGUUGCGGAAAGGGACCGUGACCGAGGACCGGCCGUCCUUCCGCCUGGGCAGCACGCCCCUCAUCAAGCCCACCGAGUUUGUCUUUCCUAACGGACUCCCGGAUGAAUACUCCCUGGUGGCUAUAUUUCGCCUGCGAAAGACCACCAAGAAAGAUCGCUGGUACCUCUGGCAGAUUUCUGACCAAUCGGGAGGCUCACAGGUGUCCAUCAUCGUUGACGGCAGCAAGAAGGUGGUGGAGUUUUCGGCGGGAGGCCUCCUGAAGAGCAGCCUGCACUACACGUUCCGGGGCCGGGACCUGCAGUCCCUGUUCGACCGGCAGUGGCACAAGCUGAGCGUCACGGUGCAGGCCAGCAUCCUGUCCAUCUACAUGGACUGCAAGCUCAUCGAGCGGCGCCUCACCGACGAGAAGGACGCCGUGGACUCCGGGGGGCGCACGCUCAUCGCCACGCGCAUCGAGGACGGGCGGCCCGUGGACAUUGAGCUGCAGCAGAUCCUGGUGUACUGCGACCCCAGGCUGGCGGAGCAGGAGACCUGCUGCGAGAUGCCCGGCUCCACGUGCGCUCCGUCGGAGGUCAUGGAAGCCACCCCGCCCGCGCCGGUGACCAGCCCCCUCCCGAGGAUGCUGUCCCAGCAGAUCGUCCGUCGUGGGGACGCGUGCUACUGCCGGGGAGAGAAGGGAGAGCAAGGAUUGCCAGGCUUGGAAGGACUCCCUGGGAUGAAGGGGGAUAAAGGUGACAAGGGGGACAUUGGAGAUGACGGGGAACCAGGCAGCCCAGGGUUAAAGGGUGACAGAGGAAUAUCCGGACUUCCUGGUCUUGAUGGAAUUGCGGGGCGUAAGGGCGAGCACGGGGACCGGGGGCUGCCGGGCCUGGACGGCGAGCAGGGUGAGAAGGGAACAGCAGGCGAACAAGGUCCUGUGGGCUUACCUGGAAAAGAUGGCUUGAGCGGGGAUCCUGGACUUCCCGGCCUGUCAGGCCCCAGAGGUUAUAAAGGUGAUAUAGGCCCUCCAGGACUGCCAGGUCUCUCUAUUGAAAGCACGGGACUAAAAGGAGAGCCUGGUGUCCCAGGUGUUCCUGGAGGACAGGGACCGGAUGGCCCCACAGGAACUGCGGGUACAGAGGGCAAAAGAGGUCGCAGAGGGAAGCCAGGCGAACGUGGCCUCCCAGGGCCCCCGGGAGAGAGGGCCAUCUCAGAAGGGGCAGAUAUCAAGGGGGAGAAAGGUGACCGGGGGUCAGGCGGAGAGAAGGGCGACUCAGGAGAGCCUGGUCAGCCGGGUGGAGCAGGGCACGGGGGAGCAAAAGGAGAGAAGGGUGAAGCAGGCGCACGUGGACCGCCAGGCCCGGUGAUGACAGCGCAUGGCUUGAGGCAUCUUUCCGGGCCUGGAGAAGAAGGGGAAAAGGGACAGAAAGGAGAGAAAGGUGACCAGGGUGAUUUUGGCAUCCAAGGACCUCAUGGCCUAAAGGGAGUGAAGGGAAGCCCUGGACCGCUGGGCCCAGAGGGACCUCCAGGGGCAGAGGGCACAGAGGGCCUGCCAGGACCCAUGGGACCCCAAGGACCUCCCGGAGAUGCGGGCUCUCCUGGAGACCCUGGACUGUCUGGAACAGAUGGCCAUAAAGGAGAGAAGGGCGACUCGGGGGGUGUGGCGGGCGCCCCCGGCCCCCAGGGGCCCAAAGGAGAGCCCGGUGACCCAGCAGCAGGAUCAUUCAGCAGUGCAGGAGCGGGAGCAUCUGGACCCAGAGGUUCUCGAGGGCCAAAGGGUGAGCGAGGGCUUCCUGGAUUAAUAGGAGACCCGGGAGAGAAGGGAGAUCCAGGUCUGGGUCUGCCAGGCCCCUCGGGCCCCAGAGGACUGGAGGGGAUGCCGGGAGUUCAGGGUCCGUAUGGACCUCCUGGCCCAUUGGGACCAGCUGGACCCCCGGGAAACCAGGGCCCCCCAGGCAGAGAUGGGAGGCCUGGCCUCCCUGGCCCCCCCGGUGAACCGACUGCCCUGCCCAUUGUUGGAGAGAUGGGCACACCACUCAAGAACGCCUGCAGCUCGUGCCAGACGCGGGGUGCGGGGCUCCCUGGGCAGAAGGGGGAGAAGGGGUCCCUCGGGAUGCCCGGGGUGGAGGGCCCUGAGGGUGAGAAGGGUGACCAAGGAAUCCGAGGGCCUAUGGGAAACCCCGGCAAGGAGGGGCCAAAGGGUGUGAAAGGAGAGAGAGGGUUUCCUGGGCCCGGCGGAGAGAAAGGAGAUGAGGGUCCUUCAGGAAUACCAGGAUUCCCUGGAGUCAUGGGGAGGACAGGGAGUCCAGGAAUGAUGGGAAGACCGGGGCCCAUGGGACAUCCAGGACUGAAAGGUGAAAGGGGCAGUGAGGGUUCAGCUGGCCCACCUGGACCCCCAGGCCCACCGGGCAUCGUCCAUCCUGAGGGGAACGGAAUGAGCAGCCUUUAUAAGCUACAGGGCAGCGGCGCUAUGGGAUAUCCUGGACCCCCAGGAGCUCCGGGCCCUAAAGGAGACGCGGGCAGAGCUGUGAGUUUGUUCUCUUCCUCUAAUAUUGAAUUAGUGAAUAGUGAAUUUUACUCUGUGUGUCUGGCCUGCUUCCAAACACUCCGCUGCUUCAGGGGAGACUCCAUUCAUCCCCCACACCCCAAAGUCUCAGACGCUGCAGAUUCCUGGUCCUCGGCGCGGGACGGCUGCCAGGGCGCCCCCCGGUGCGGCGGAGGGGGAGGGCUCUGA